This is a messenger RNA of Tyto alba (common barn owl), 7786 nucleotides long. It is a transcript of the gene CRACD, whose product is annotated as capping protein inhibiting regulator of actin dynamics. The coding region runs from base 553 to 5064 and encodes 1503 amino acids. Lineage: Eukaryota; Metazoa; Chordata; Aves; Strigiformes; Tytonidae. The transcript is spliced from 12 exons. The record is from RefSeq and is a predicted model, not a curated record. Gene Ontology annotation, biological process: maintenance of gastrointestinal epithelium; negative regulation of barbed-end actin filament capping.
CUUUGUUCGCGGGCAGGUGUACGGGAGGCGAGCGGGCGACGGGCGGAAGGUGCCGCUUCGUCGCUGCCGGGGAGUUCAAUGGCCGGGCUGGCUCUUCCCAAUCAAUCCCUCCAGCCUCUCCUUUGUUAGCACCUUCCCGGAGAGUCCCGUAUUCUUUCGGCUUUGCUGUCAGAAAGAUGACUUUGUCUCACACGAUGCUUCUCCAGAGCAGCGUUGCUUUGUUUAAGCUCCCCUAAGCCAUUUGUCAUAGAACUGCCAUCGCGUUUUAACGAGCUAUGAAAUCUGCUGCUUUUCACGGUUGAAAGGCGGUGGUACGGCGUUUCUGGUUCUUACCCUUUCCUUAAGAACUGGAGCAGGUAAGCUAGAGUCUGGGAGAAGAAUGUUAACCACUGGCCGCUAGCAGCAUAUCCUGAUUUCUGAUCACUUAUAUUAAAGAAAAAUCCCCAUUUCAGGGAGAGUGCAAGACUGUGAAAGUAGAGAAUACCAUACCCCAUCUUAAAAAAAGAGAAGAUCAAGUCUGGAGUUUCUCUGACUUCGUCUGAAAUUGUAGGCAUGAUCAAUUUGUUUAAGAAACCUUACAAGAAAAAAGCAGGCAAAUUCCAGCCUUUCAAGAAGCUCUUCGGCAGGAGGAAGAAAAGAGAGCCCGUGUCAGACGGCGAGGAAGCCAAACUGAAGCCCAGCCACUCCUUCGGCAACGUCUGCAACGGCACCUUCUCCUCGGAUGAAGAGCCAAACGGCGGGCUGAGGUCCUCCCAUUAUUCUAUGGGCAGUCGAGCUUUUUCCCAUGACAGUAUUUUUAUACCUGAUGGGAGAACAGAGAGUGAACAGGCCAUCCAAGCAAUGUCACAGGAGAACGUUUUGGGAAAAGUCAAAACUCUUCAGCAACAGUUGGCCAAGAAUAUAAAAUUUGGGCAGCCUCCACAAAUGACAAUUUCUGUGAGGACAAUGGGGGAGGCAAACGCUAGUAUAGAAGAGGAUGUGUUGCUCAGUAGUCCCAUGGAGAUUGAGAAUCAGCAAGACACUGUGAUCUCAGACAGUGGUAAUAAAUCCACUGACACUCCAGAUUUGUUGAGAACAAUGGAUUUGCCUGGAACAGGACAUGAAGUGGAUGAAAAGGUCACUCCAGUCAAAUCAUCUCGGCCAAAAAGACAGUUUUCCUGUUCUGGCACCAUUGAAACAAUCAAUUUGGAUGCAGUUCCCCAGGCUGUUGCUCGUCUAGACAACAGUGCAGCUAAACACAAGCUGUCAGUAAAGCCAAAGAAGCAGAGGAUGUCAAGAAAGCACAAGAGAUUGACAAAGGGAUCACAGAGUUUAACAAUAACAGAGUUUGAGCCAGAGGACCUAGAAACUCAGCUGUAUGGAGAUGACAGAUACCCAGGUUAUAAUGGACACAUCAUAGCAGAUAAACUAAUCCAGAACAGAGAUGAGCAGAAUGAGCUUCAGCUGGAAGAGGAGAAAAGAAUUGAAGAUCACUGGGGGAUCAUAGAGGCCGAAAGGAUAAGACAGAUUGUAGAAAUGGAAGAGCAAAGAGAAAUGGAAGAACAAAGGUGCCAAGAACUUGAGCAGAUGCAGAAAGAGCAGGAGAGAAGACGUUGUGAAGAAGAGAGGAGGCAGUAUCUCCCUGAAGGAGAGACAUCCUUGAAAACAGAAGAGCAAACAUGCCAUAAAGAGGAGAGAAGACUGCUGGAGGCUGAAAAGAGGCAAGAGCUGGAUGAGCAGAGGUGCCAGGAACUGGAGAAGCAGAGGCAGAAGGAGUUGGAGGAGCAACAGAGACGAGAGCUGGAGGAGCAGAAGCUCCAGGAAUGGGAGGAGCAACAGAGACAAGAGCUGGAGGAGCAGAAGCACCAAGAACAAGAGGAGCGACAGAGACGAGAACUGGAGGAGCAGAAGCACCAGGAACAAGAGGAGCAACAACGACGAGAGCUGGAGGAGCAGAAGCACCAGGAACGGGAGGAACAACAGAGACGAGAGCUGGAGGAGCAGAGAUGCCGAGAAUGGGAGGAACAACAAAGACGAGAGCUGGAGGAAUUGAAGCACCAGGAACGAGAAGAGCAACAGAGACAAGAGCUGGAGGAACAGAAGCACCAGGAACGAGAAGAGCAACAGAGACGAGAGCUGGAAGAGCAGAAGUGCUGGGAACUGGAAGAGCAGAGAUGUCAGGAAUUGGAGGAGCAGAAGCAUCAGGAACGGGAAGAGCAGAGGUGCAAGGAGCUGGAGGAGAAACAGAGACAGGAGUUGGAAGAGCAGAAGAGGGUAGAGCUGGAAGAAUUAAGGCAACACAAGAUUGAAAAACAGUGUCAAGAGGAAGAAAUAAAUUGUCUGGAGGAACAAAAUGAACUCAAGGAAAAAAAUAAGGAAGAAAAGCAGAGACAAGAGCUAGAAGAGAAAGAGCUUCAAGAAGCUGAAAUAGAACUGAAGCAGGAGAAAGAAGCUGAGAGCCUUGAACAACAGAAGAAACAGGAGGAACAAAGGCAGCAUUUGAAGGAGAAAGGAGAAAAGACAGAGAAGGAACAACAACAACAAGUAAUAGAUCAGAAAAAGAAACGGGAAGAGCAGAGAAAACACAAGCUAACAAAACAAAUGCACAUGGAAAGUGCAGAGGGCAUGCAACAAGAUGAACUGAAGCAGCAAAAGGAACAAAAUGAACAAGAAUGGAACAAGCUGGAAGAGCAGAAGGUAGACACAGAAGGACAAAAUCUUCAGCAAAACCAACAAGAAAAAUCUUUGGAACAGCAACAGGACAAGGAUCAGUUGUGUUCUGGAGGGGCUGAUAGGCAUCCAGUAGAGGAGAAGCUCCAAGAAGGAUCAAGAUCCCAAAAAGUCAAACAGCCAGAAAAAGGGAAUAAAAUGGUAGAAGAAGUCCUAGCCCAGAAACUGAAGAGAGAAGCUGAGGCUCAGGAACAAAAGCGAAUAGGGGAAGAACUUCGGUGGCAAGAGGUAGAUGAAAGACAAACUGCAUCCAGACCCUUCACAUUUCAAGUGUCUUCUGGAGAUAAACAGAUCAUAUUUCAGAAAGUAAAUCUGAGUCCAGUCAUGCCCGUCAAAGGAGCAGGACUUUCUUCUCCAUCCAUCAAAGACUGCAGGAUGCACACUGCCGGCAAGGGCUCUCAUACACUCCCGUCAGCUGUGUGUGUACCCCAUACAGCUAUUUUGGUUACUGGAGCCCAGCUGUGUGGCACGGCAGUUAACUUGAACCAGAUAAAGGACACGGCUUGUAAAUCGUUACUUGGCUUAACAGAAGAGAGGAAAACUGUGACUAUUCCUUCACCAGAGAAGGCCCAGAAAAAAACCCAGAACCUCAAGUCCAGCAGCAGUAAAAUGAAAUAUGCACAGGAGGCAUUGAACAAUCAGGCUGUACUAGCUGAGUGGGCCUCUAUCCGUUCCAGAAUCCUAAAGAAUGCAGAAAACAGCAAAUAUAAUGAGAGAGACCGAGUAAGUGUCUGCAGACGCAGUGACGACUGGACACCCCGAGGACGGGGUGGUCCCCAUGGCAACCUGAGGAAAACCCUCUCUGCAAAUGCAAAGUUCUCGAUAACACCAGCGUGGCAGAAAUUUUCAGAAGCUUCAAAAACCAAUUCAGAUGCUGAAAAUGUAAGUGUGGCAAAAGGCAACGAAACAGUGGCUGUGGGCAGAUUCACCGGCUCAUCCACUGAUUCAAAGGAGGAUGUCGCUUCCACUUUUAAGGGUAACUUAGCUGAAAAGGCUAAGGAGAAAACGGAAAUGCGUAGUGGAAAGACAGACAGCACAGAAGGCUGUAAAUUUGCAAAAGAUCUUCCGUCUUUCCUUGUUCCAAGUUUUCCUCAUUCUCCAGGUAAAGAAUUACCCCAGCCGGAACUUCCUGGUGCUCUGGAAAAUCAGCAGAAUAACAGCACAAAAAAAGCAGAUAAACCAGCACCAAACGGAGAAGAAAAUGUUUCUCCUUUUGGGAUAAAGUUACGAAGGACAAACUACUCUUUACGUUUCCAUUAUGAUCAACAGGUAGAGCAGAGGAAAAAGAAAAGAUACAGUGCAGGAGAUAGUUUUGAUGGUGUGCCUGACCCAAUAGUCACGACAGAAGGUGAGAAAGAAUCUGCUGUUUUUGCUUCACAAGAGAGUACAUCCCCUCGUAUGGGGAGAGUGAACAUCCCUGGUAAUUUAAAAGACUCUUCAAUUACUGUGGUGGAGAUUUCACAACCAGUGGGCACAGCAGUGGUCCUACCAGCCACCGGCCAUAGUGCUUUAACCCCCCAUGAGAAACCAGCAUGCAAGUCACUGGUCCCACAGAAACCUGCUUUAGCUCCAAAGCCCCCCAGCCAGACGCCACCGUCAUCUCCUCUCUCCAAAAUUAACAGAUCAAACCUAGCUGAUAUGCUAGGGCAAAGGUUGGUUAAAGCCGAAUCAGAUGGUGGAUGGAGAAAAGAGGACAGAGGAAAUGCAGCGCGCCCCACGCCAUCCAAUGAGUACAAAAAUGAAGAGGAAGAAAUCAGAGAAAAGAAGUCCUUUUUCCCAUCUAUAAGUAUUCCAUGGAGAGAAAAAAAUGACAAAAAGCCCGAGCCACCGAAGAAAGAAAGGCCCGUCCUCCAGAGCAGGCACUCUUUGGAUGGCUCUAAAUUGAUGGAAAAAGUUGAAACUUCACAACCGCUCUGGAUUACGUUAGCACUGCAAAAGCAAAAGGGAUUUCGUGAGCAGCAAGCUACGAGGGAAGAGAGGAGACAAGCCAGAGAGGCGAAGCAAGCAGAGAAGCUGGCUAAAGAAAUUGCUGCUCUCAGUAAUCAGUCAGAUAAUAAAAGCAGCAGCAGCAAAACAAGCACACUGCAGAAAUCUACAACUCAAGAAGGGGAGAAGAAAGCUGAGACUGCUGUGUCAAGACUAGAAAGAAGGGAACAGCUAAAGAAGUCCAACACCCUUCCAACUUCUGUGACAGUGGAAAUUUCAGAUUCUGUUUCGUCAACCCCACUGGCAAAGGAGGUGGCCAAGAGAUUCUCAACACCUGAUGCUAACCCUGUGUCAACGGAACCAGCCUGGCUUGCACUAGCCAAGAGGAAAGCAAAAGCCUGGAGUGACUGUCCACAGAUUAUAAAGUAAACUGUAAAAUUACAUCUCUGCUGCUGACUAUUAAUUGCUUUUAUUUAUUCAGCUUUUUACACAUGACAAAACUGAAAAUGCAUGUAUUGAAGGACUGGAAACUGAACUGAACUGAUUACCAUUUUGCUCUAGCUCACUGUAAAGUCUACUGAAGUCAUAUAUUCCAUUGCUUUGACAAACAGCUAAAUGAGGUAAUGGCAAAAAUUUCAGAGCCAGACUCUCAAAAAUUUCAGAAUGCUCAGAUACUGGAUGUAAAUUUUAGUGAGUGUCGAAAGGGCCAGAACUUCAGUUCAGAAUCUCCUUAAAUUCGGGGGGUAUUCAGUUCUGGAGUUUUAGGUCUCUACACUUAAGUGGAGAUCUCAGACAUUUUUUUCAGCACUCUAUUGUUGAAAAUUAAGGCAAGAUGCAUGCUCCCUUCUCUUAUUCCUAAAUUUUUUAAAAGUGUUAAAGUGUAUGAACUGUCAGUUCUACCUGCUAUUUGAAAGCUUCUUCCCUAAUGAAGAACUUCAAGAGAUAUCGUUCCAUCUGCAAAUGGUAAGUAGAAAGAUGGUACCAUCCAAAUACUGAGGUAAUUUAUUUCAUCAUAGGAUUAAUACACUAUAUUCCUUCACUCAUAGGAAAAAAAAAAAAAAAAAAAAUCACUCUACUUAAAAACCCCCAACAUUAUUUAAACAAAAAUUAGAAAGUUUUCAGAAAGAAGCCAGGAAGUCAGUGUUUCUUCUAGUCAUUUAAGUGCAUCACUGUUCAGCCAUAUUUAAGAUGCACAGAGACAGUGAUUGCAGAUUACAAAUUCCAAUCAAUUGACUGGAACUAAAAUAAGUAAAACUAUUCCUGUGCUUACGUAGCUGUAGAAUUUGUCUCAGUAAGUUCCCACAGGAGUAAGACUUGCAGAACUGAAGUUAACUGAGAACUGAAAGCUAAGUCAGUGAGAGUCUCAGGAAUUUUAACUCUGCAUUCUUCCUGAUAUUACUCCACGUGCAACUUCAGGUAGUUCAGAUAACUUCCUGUACUUUAACCAAGAUAGCCAGAACACUUCAGAAAGAAGUUUACUUUCCCCAUCUCAGGUAUCUGCUGUGGCAACUGGAUAGUUUAUUACUUCUUGUAACUAAAACAGAAAUGUUCACUGCCUCCCUCUUACAAAAAAGGGUCAAGUCCAUAAUGUACUAAAAACUGUACUGUGCUCAACAUCCCACAGAAAUAGCCAGGUCUACAUUUUAAAAAGUCACCCUAGUACAUUAAUCUGUAACACAUCCGAGUUUGUUUUACAAGGAAGUCCUUAACAAAAUUGAAUGUCUCCUUCUUAGAAACAUAAGGCUCAAAGGAACCUUUAAGCCUACAAUAUCAUAAAGGGAGAUGUUUUCGUGAGAAGAAACUGUAUCAUUACAGAAUGAUACCACAUAUGUUUCACAGAAGUAUUUUAGCCAAACUGCUGUAUGCAGCAUGAGGAAUAGCACUUUAAAUUUUGCAGAAAACACAAUGAACCCUGCCGUAUCCUCCUGUUCCAAGAAUCAAAAAGGGCUUGUCAGCCAAAGUCAUAUUGAUUAUACUAUUUCCCAUCAAACAGGAAAACAACAGUUCAGUAUCAUGGUUACAAUAGCACAAACACAAUGAAUGUCUUAUGUGCAGCAGCAAGAUGGGUCUUCUUGGGUCUCUGAAGCCAUCAGUUUUGCUCAGUUUCAUAUUUAAAACCAGAAUCUCUAAAAUAACUUUUUACCCUUAAUAUAAGUAUUUAAAAUGUUUUAUACAGAGAUGGAGCAAUGCUGCUUUCAGAUGCUUGGGGAAAAAAAAAACAAACACACAAACCACCUUCAAAGUAAAAUCUCUGCAAGCUUACCUGAAGAAAGAGUUGAGCCCGUAAUUAUUUUUGCUCUGCUGGGACUGUGAAUUAGUGCAUCUUAAGUUAAAUUUACACUUUUUCAGAGUUGGUAAGCCUGCAGUAGGUAACUGUCAUUACAAGAACUGAACUGCCUGAAAUUCAUCUUUAUGACUAUUUCUUGGGAGAAGGAGCCAGGCAGAAAUAUAAAGAAGGUGAAGUAAAUCAGGAUUAAAGAAUUACAGGUACUAGUAUUCUGAAAAGCAUAGCAAAAUUAGGUGCUAUUGUGCAUGACAUAAGGAUGCAAUUUUCCAAUACAAUACAUUUAUAGCACAUAGAAUAGAGCUUUCAUUAAGGAUGGUCUUAACCUAAGGCUUCAAAGCAGAUUUUUUUUCAACCAUAAAAGGUAUCUAGUGUAAUAAUGAAAACUGUAUUAUGUACAGUACUUGAUGGAAACAUUUCUAAAGUGUCCAUGUUCAACAGUGACAUUUCAUGUUAAAUUAACAAAAAUUUGCACUAAAUACCAAUGAAGUGAAGUGUUACUUUGCUUUAGCUUUGUUGCAACCAUUUCUGAUAAAGUGUUGGAAAUCUGUAAAAAUAUAAACCAAAACAUUACUACGAAGUUUAAAACAGCAAAAAUGUUUUAAGAACCGAAUCAACCACUAUGUAGUAUAUUGUCUCAAUUUUUUGUAACUUAUACACACAAAAUACCAUUUCUUCUGACAAGGUUAUAUAUGAUUAACCUCUAUGUUCAUAUAGUAAUGUAUAAAAACUAUAAGAUGUAUAAUUGUGGGGUAUUUGUUGUGUACUUUUUUAAUUUUUCAAAUGUUUUAAAGUGCAAUUGUUUAUUAUACUAAUGUCAUUUUAAUGCUUAUUAAACUAUAACCCAGUCAAAAUUAUCUAAUCAUU